AUGCCCAGCAUCUUCGCGUACCAGAGCUCCGAGGUAGACUGGUGUGAGACCAACUUCCAGCACUCGGAACUGGUGGCCGAGUUCUACAACACGUUCAGCAAUGUCUCCUUUCUCAUCCUGGGACCCCUCAUGACGUUCCUGAUGCACCCCUACGUCCAGAGGCGCUCCCGUGGCAGCUACGGCAGUUUGUUUCUCUUCACCAUCACAGGUCUGUUCUCCAUGUACUUCCACAUGACUCUCAGUUUCCUGGGGCAGCUGUUGGACGAGAUCGCCAUCCUGUGGCUGUUGGCCAGCUGUUACAGCAUCUGGCUGCCUCGCUGCUAUUUCCCAGUUUUCCUGGGGAACAACAGGUCCCACUUCUCCUGUCUGGUGGCCGUGAUGACCUUGAUUAGCACCCUCUUGUCCUUCCUGCGGCCCACGGUCAACGCCUACGCCCUCAACAGCAUUGCCAUCCACAUCCUCUACAUCGUUUACCAGGAGUACAAGAAGACCAGCAACAAGGAGCUGCGGCACCUGAUUGAGGUCUCUGUAAUCCUGUGGGCCAUCGCGCUGACCAGCUGGCUCAGCGACCGCUUCCUCUGCAACGUCUGGCAGUGGGUACAGUUCUUCUACCUGCAUAGUGUCUGGCACGUGAUCAUCAGCAUCACCUUCCCUUACGGCAUGGUCGCCAUGGCCCUGGUGGAUGCCAGCUACGAGAUGCCCGGCCAGACCCUCCGCGUGCGCUACUGGCCACGGGACUCUUGGCGCGUGGGGCUCCCUUAUGUAGAAAUCCAGGAAGACAACAAGAAGUGUUGACGCCUGCCUGGCGUACGAACUUGCUUGUGUCCCGAGGAGGGAGACCUGGUUCAGGUGUUGAACCUGAGGGACAUC
This is a messenger RNA of Ochotona curzoniae (black-lipped pika), 870 nucleotides long. RefSeq names its product alkaline ceramidase 1 (gene ACER1). The transcript has 6 exons. Gene Ontology annotation, biological process: ceramide metabolic process. Gene Ontology annotation, molecular function: hydrolase activity, acting on carbon-nitrogen (but not peptide) bonds, in linear amides. The coding region runs from base 1 to 795 and encodes 264 amino acids. The record is from RefSeq and is a predicted model, not a curated record. Gene Ontology annotation, cellular component: membrane. NCBI's taxonomy places the organism in Eukaryota, Metazoa, Chordata, Mammalia, Lagomorpha, Ochotonidae.